This is a messenger RNA of Carassius gibelio (silver crucian carp), 565 nucleotides long. RefSeq names its product adapter SH3BGRL. NCBI's taxonomy places the organism in Eukaryota, Metazoa, Chordata, Actinopteri, Cypriniformes, Cyprinidae. The record is from RefSeq and is a predicted model, not a curated record. Gene Ontology annotation, cellular component: cytoplasm. Bases 118 to 465 code for a protein of 115 amino acids. The transcript is spliced from 4 exons.
GAGUUGAAGAGUUCAGAGGCGGAGAAUGAGGACAGACUCACAGACUGAGACACUGAGACACGGGGCACAGCUCAGAUCCUCACCGAGUCAACGUGAGACCCCAGGAUAAUCUGCAUCAUGGUGAUUAAAGUUUACAUCGCGACCUCCUCCGGAUCGACAUCGAUCAAGAAACAGCAGCAGGAUGUCAUGAGUUUCUUGGCGGUCAAUAAGAUUGAGUUUGAGGAACGCGACAUUGCAGCUGAUGAGGACAACAGGAAGUGGAUGCGAAAACAUGUCCCUGAGGAUUCCCGACCGGCGACAGGGAACCCUUUACCUCCUCAGAUCUUCAACGAGGACAGAUACUGUGGGAACUACGAGGCUUUCUUCUGUGCCCGCGAGGACAAUGCUGUGUAUGCGUUUCUGGGCUUGACGGCGCCUCCAGGCUCAAAGGAAGCAGAAGCCCUGUCUAAGAAAAUGCAGAUGUGAUCUAGAGAAGAGCUGAUGAACUCCUGCACUUUCUGAUGAUUGAGUUUGUCUUGUUGGUUCUUUUUUUCUUAGCACCCAUUAAAUGAUGUGAUGAGAUGAA